This is a messenger RNA of Columba livia (rock pigeon), 1940 nucleotides long. RefSeq names its product mitochondrial ribosomal protein S5 (gene MRPS5). Gene Ontology annotation, biological process: translation. Gene Ontology annotation, molecular function: structural constituent of ribosome; RNA binding. Lineage: Eukaryota; Metazoa; Chordata; Aves; Columbiformes; Columbidae. Bases 68 to 1123 code for a protein of 351 amino acids. The transcript has 11 exons. The record is from RefSeq and is a predicted model, not a curated record. Gene Ontology annotation, cellular component: ribosome.
CUCUUUCUCAUCAGGCAGUGUGCAGGGCAGCUAAGCACGGUGUCCGGGAGCGGGGGAAGGGGCCAGAAUGGCGGCAGCGGUGGUGGCGAUCGGCCGCGCGUGCACCUACGGUGCCUUCCGAGUGGCGUGGCGAGGGUUUGCUUCUGUGCCUGUGAAUGGGAGUUGCUGCUCAUAUUCUAGCCUGGCAUGGGCUUUGCAGACACGGUGUUUCAUCUCCGCACCCUGGAAUGUGACAGUUGAGCAACGCAGACAAAGCAGUUUCUUCAAUACGUUGACAGCUGAUGAGCUUUGGAAAGGAGCUUUGGCAGAGACUGGUGUGGGAGUAAAGAAAGGAAGAGGAAAGAGAAGGAAGAAAAAGCUAAGGAAGAAUCUCAAUAAAGGCCAGGAGAUUGGUGAAGGCCGUUCUGGUUUCCUCUGGCCUGGUCUUAAUGCUCCUGUGAUACAAAAUGGGAAAGUCCAGGCAGUUACUCAACGAAAAAAAGAAGAACGAGAGAGAAUUCAGUCGGAAAUUGUUCAGCAGAGAGAUACAUGGGAGAAGAAAAGAAAAAUAAAAAUUAAGAGAGAGGGAGGAUGGAGUGGAAAGUGUUGGGGAGGUGUCCUUUUGGAUCCUCCUGACCCAGGUCCUAAUGGAGAAACUUAUGAAGAAUUUGAAACAAGAGUCAUUGAGGUAAAAAAUGUGUUUUGUAUGAAGGCAAAGGAAGGCAGAAAAAAAUCAGUACGUGCCUUAGUGGCUGUUGGAAAUGGUAAAGGGGCUGCAGGUUUUGCAAUGGGGAAAGCAGGCGACAGGAUGAAUGCUUUACGGAAAGCGAAGAAUAGAGCAAUACACUGCUUACAUUUUAUAGAGCUGUAUCAGAACCACACAAUUUAUCAUGACAUUACAGUGAAAUUUAAAAGCACAAACAUCCGCAUGAAGAAGCAAAACAAAGGGUAUGGUCUUCAUUGCCACCGAGCUAUCAUCACCAUCUGCAAACUAAUUGGCAUUAAAGACAUGUAUGCCAAGGUUUCUGGAUCCAAAAACUUGAUUAACAUUACCAGAGCUCUCUUUAAAGGCUUAACACAACAGAGUGUGGCCUCUCUGACCAGAUCCUUUGCAGGAGCAAGUUCUUCUAGGAUGACAUUGUAAUGCUGUAUAUAUCUGCACUGAAGCUACCUAAUUCCUGAUGCUUAUGAAGUUAGCUCAUUUGAAACCCAUGAGGAUGAGCCUAACAAGUCAUUUUAUUUACAUAGUGUUUAAUUAGUUAUUUAUUAGUAAAUUACUUUUUUUUUUCCCUACCCCGUAUACCAUGUAGAGUUUGACCUGAAUUGAACCAACAUUGUGCAUCAUUGCUUUGGUCGUCUUCUCUCUUUCCUACUCCCAGGAGACUCACCAGCAGUUAGCAAACCAGAAGAGUCUCUACGUAGUGGAGUUCCGAGAGGAGCAGGGCCCUCUGCCUAUUGUCGUGGCACUGCCUGAGGGGCCUGUUCGCAAGGAUCCUGAGCCUGAAGAUGAGGUUCCAGACACAAAGUUGGAGUGGAGUGAGGUGAAAGAAGCUCAGGGAAUGAAGAAAUCUCCCUGGGUGAAUGUCAGACGGACAAUAUGGUAAAAGCUUUGGUCCCUCUGUCUCUUGUGCUCAGAGGUGCAACUGGGAAAGCCCAACCCAAAUGGACAGGUUGUCUAGGGUUACAUUUCAGAGGAGGGCAUCAGUAGCUCUCUCAUGCCAUUCAUAUUGCAGUCCCAUUGCUGCCAUUCAGUGACACUGUUUGCCUUCCCACAGUUCUUCUGACCACUUCCAUGACUAGGGAUGUUCAGACAGAAGCAGCCAGUGAACAUAACAUGACUUUGCAUUUACUCGAUUCGUGAAGAUGAUAUUUAAUCCAGAGAUCCGGUGUUUCUUUCACAAGCUCUUGGGAAACAACUAAAAGUAUAAGAUUGUGAAAGAAAUAAAGAAUCUUCAGAAUGA